Molecule: messenger RNA, 462 nt
Organism: Drosophila montana
Lineage: Eukaryota; Metazoa; Arthropoda; Insecta; Diptera; Drosophilidae
Exons: 4
Coding region: 301-462 (53 amino acids)
Source: RefSeq, a predicted model, not a curated record
CACACUCGCGCACAUACACACACAGAUACACACACUGGCACACGCACUUUAAACCAUAUUUUAGCAAGGCGCACACACACAAUCAACUGUCACUGGAGCUGCUCCCAAAUUCAUUUGUAUUGCUGCGUUGUUUAUAUGGCAAAGACGAGCUGCGUUCAUCUUCAGUUCGUCCACAUCGGUCACCACGAUUGGAAUUUUGGAUAACAAAGUAUUUUUCAAUUGCAAAAAUUUGUUAAAAAAGGCAAAUAAAUAAAUAAUUACUGGCGUUUCUUGUGUCAAUUUACAAUUGUUCGUUGCAAAAUGGCGCGUGCAGUUUUUUGCAUGAUCGUCGCUUGCAUUUGGUUGCAAUGCGUUUACUCUGCCAAAUUUGAUGCAGAGAAUCGACGUCUGAUUGUCGAUAUCAAUGAUCAAAAGACAACGAACCAACAAUAUUAUUCGUCAAACUUUGACACAAGUAAGUAA